GGGUGCCCAGCUGAGGACUUGGCUGCCUUCUCCCUGCACGGGAUCGGUGCCUCCGCAGGGAAGCAGGGCCAGGCUUGGUGCCAGCCCCCAGCCCGGGGAGGCAGAGCGGGCGCGGCAGGCAGCCAGCCGGGGAGAGGCAGCGCUGAGCAGGGCGCCAGCCUGGGGAGUCGGAGCCCUCCUCAGCCCUUCCGACGGCGGCAGCUGGCGCUGCUCCGUCUCUUGCUCAGCGCGCAGGGUCCGCCAAAGGCGCCGGGGGCAGCGCCUCCGCUCGCCCGGUCACCUCGGCCGCCUGUUGCUGCACCCGGCAGAGGCGCCUCCGCCUGCUCGCAGCUUAGAGCGAACGCGCGGGGGGCGCAGCGGGAGCGUCCCUCCCCGCGGACGCCGGAGGCGGUGGGUCCCGUGGCUGGCUGCGGGGUUUGGGGCUUGUGCUGGUGUCUGUGGGGCUGGGCAGAGGCGAGGCAGGCGGCGGGGAAGCGGAGCUCUCCGGGGACCCGCGGCGGAGGGUGCCGCCCGCUCAGAGGUGCUGCGGGGCCGGGGCAGGAUGUGAGGAGCUGCCAGUCCCGAGCCAGUCCCCAGCCCAGCGCCCUGCGCGGCUCAGCAUGAGCGAGAUGAAGGCGAAGGACUCGAGGGCGCCUUCCUCUGCCAGGGACGGCUCGGUCCGGCUGCAGGGCCGCCCAGAGCGGGAUCCCUUCCGCGGGGGGGCGGAGGCCGUGGACAUCUCCCUGCAUGGGCUGCUCUACCCCAAAAGCAGCGAGGAGGAAGAGGAGGAGGAGGAGGAAGAGCAGCAGAGGCGCCCAGAGGGGAAGGAGAGGGGCCCCUCCUCACAGCGGGAAGGCAGCGGCUCCCCGCCGGAUAGGGACGCGCUGGACAGCGUCCUAGACACUUUCUUGGCUCCCCCGGCCCACGCCAGCUCGGCCAGCGCCCCCGCGGCUUGGUGCCUCUUCGGGGCCGAGAUCCCCGAGCUCCCCGGCGCACUGAUGAGCCGCUGCUCCGAGCACCAGCGGGGAGAGUCAGCCGCCGCCCACCAAGACAGCCCGGCUGCAAACUCGGGCUCCGUGCCGCCUCCGGCCCCGGCCGCCUCCCUUUGGCCGGGCGGGGACCCCCCGGCUGCCGCCGCGAUGCUGCCGCCCCAGCGGGAGGGCGAGGGAAGCGCGGAGAGCGCGGGUGGGCCGCGCAGUGCCCCCGCGGCACUCCCCGAGGAAGAUCACGGCUUUGCCUCCGGGGGGCCAGCUGAGCAGGACGACGGCUCCGGGAGCAGCCUUGCUCUUGCCCCUGCCUAUGCCGCUGCCCCUGGGCGCUCUGCGGCGGCAGCAGGGUCCGGGCAGGAUUUCCUCCAUGUGCCCAUCCUGCCCCUUAACUCGGCCUAUCUGGCAGCCAGGACCCGGCAGCUGCUCGAUGUGGAGGAAUAUGAGAGCAGCCUCUUUGGCCGUCGUGCGUCUCCCACCUCCACCCCCCAUGACUUUGCGGACUAUGUCUAUCCCCAGCCCGACUCAAAGGAGGAGCAUUAUAGCUACGGGGACUUCCAGCCUGCUCUAAAGAUCAAGGAGGAAGGAAUUAGUGCCAGCACCCCCUACUUGGGCACCAAGACCACUCCAGCAGUAACGUGCACAGACUACACGCUGGCCCCUCCGCAGCCGAGAGCCAGCCAGGAGUCCUCCUCUCUCGAGUGUAUCCUGUACAAAACUGAGCCUUCAGUUCUGCCUGGGCCCUAUGGGCCGCCGCACUGUAAAGCAUCGGGGAGCUCAAGCUGUAUGGUUCAGCGGGACAGUCUGCCCUCCACAUCAACAGCCCCUCAAGCCUUUUACCAGCCUCUCAACCUGAACGGCCACCAGCAACUUGGCUUUCAGACAGCCGUGCUCAAAGAGAGUUUACCCCAGUUAUAUCCGCCCUAUAUCAAUUACAUUAGGCCAGAUACUGAAGUUGGUCAGAGUCCUCAAUACAGUUUUGAAUCAUUACCUCAGAAGAUUUGUCUGAUCUGUGGUGAUGAGGCUUCUGGUUGCCACUAUGGAGUACUUACCUGUGGAAGCUGUAAAGUCUUCUUUAAGAGAGCAAUGGAAGGGCAGCAUAACUAUUUAUGUGCUGGAAGGAAUGACUGCAUAGUUGAUAAAAUUCGUAGGAAGAACUGUCCAGCAUGUCGAUUGAGAAAGUGCUGUCAAGCCGGCAUGGUCCUUGGAGGUCGAAAGUUUAAAAAGUUUAACAAAGUGAAAGUUGUGAGGACACUAGAUAUUGUUGCACUCCAGCAGCCAGUGGCCCUUCCAGAUGAAAGCCAAGCUCUAACCCAGAGGAUAUCCUUUUCACCAAAUCAAGAAGUACAGUUUAUUCCCCCACUGAUCAACAUUUUACAAGGCAUUGAGCCAGAAGUGGUCUAUGCAGGUUAUGACAACACACAACCUGAAACCCCAAGUGCUUUGCUGACCAGUUUGAAUCAAUUAUGUGAGAGGCAACUCCUUUGUGUAGUCAAAUGGUCUAAAUCACUACCAGGAUUCCGGAAUUUACAUAUUGAUGAUCAGAUAACCCUUAUCCAGUAUUCUUGGAUGAGUCUAAUGGUGUUUGCUAUGGGAUGGAGGUCAUAUAAGCAUGUCAGUGGUCAGAUGCUAUACUUUGCACCUGAUCUGAUACUAAAUGAACAGAGGAUGAAAGAAUCAUCGUUUUAUUCAUUAUGCCUAUCCAUGUGGCAGAUCCCACAGGAAUUUGUCAAACUACAAGUUAGUCAAGAGGAGUUCCUCUGUAUGAAAUCAUUAUUACUGCUCAAUACAAUUCCUUUGGAAGGUCUGAGAAGUCAAAGCCAGUUCGAUGAGAUGAGAGCAAGUUAUAUUAGAGAACUGGUCAAGGCAAUUGGUUUGCGGCAGAAAGGAGUUGUGGCCAGCUCACAACGUUUCUAUCAACUUACAAAACUUAUGGACUCCAUGCAUGAUCUAGUGAAACAACUCCACCUGUUCUGUCUGAACACAUUUCUCCAGUCCCGGGCACUGAGUGUCGAAUUCCCGGAAAUGAUGUCAGAAGUGAUUGCCGCCCAGCUACCCAAGAUUCUGGCAGGGAUGGUGAAACCUCUCCUCUUUCACAAAAAGUGAAAUGUCUUUUCUCUUACUGAAGAGACAAUUUUUGUGCCUUUUUUGUUUGUUUAUUUUGAUCAGGAUUUUGCGGUUUAUUUUGGUCAGUAUUUUGCAGUGUCAGGACUUUAGGAUAUUUGUUCUAUUUACCAUACCUACCACCUAACUGUGUAAGUUUGAUGUCCAUAUUGUGCGCUCCUGAUUUAUUUUACUGUUAAAAUCACAACUGAUGUUUGUCAUAAGAAAAGUUUUGUAAGCCAGAAUAGGUUGCUUCUUAGGAAUUCACAAGAACAAUACUUAAACGGAAUCUUUAGUUGUCUAAGAACAGUUAUCUUGUACAUUUUUUCUUUCAUAUUAUUCCUUUGAAAACUUGUGCUAUGAC
Molecule: messenger RNA, 3432 nt
Organism: Trachemys scripta elegans
Lineage: Eukaryota; Metazoa; Chordata; Testudines; Emydidae
Gene: PGR
Product: progesterone receptor
Exons: 8
Coding region: 600-3071 (823 amino acids)
Biological process (GO): steroid hormone receptor signaling pathway; regulation of DNA-templated transcription
Cellular component (GO): nucleus
Molecular function (GO): nuclear steroid receptor activity; steroid binding; sequence-specific DNA binding
Source: RefSeq, a predicted model, not a curated record